Messenger RNA from Pipistrellus nathusii (Nathusius's pipistrelle), 1109 nucleotides. Lineage: Eukaryota; Metazoa; Chordata; Mammalia; Chiroptera; Vespertilionidae. The record is from the annotation of a GenBank genome assembly.
AUGCUUCCGCCGGGAGGCCCCGCGGUGACGGCCACCCCGGAGGUUAGGAGUCAUGGGAUGAAGUUUGCUGAGCAGCAGCUGCUAAAGCAUGGAUGGACUCCAGGCAAAGGCCUGGGCCGGAAGGAGAAUGGCAUCACCCAGGCCCUCAGGGUGACGCUAAAGCAGGACACUCACGGGGUGGGACACGACCCUGGCAAGGAGUUCACAAACCACUGGUGGAAUGAGCUCUUCAACCAAACGGCAGCCAACUUGGUAGUGGAAACUAAGCAGGAUGGAGUACAGAUAAGGCGCCUUUCUAAGGAGACCACCCGCCAUAAUCGCCCCAAGCCCAACAUGCUGUAUCAGAAGUUUGUGAAGACUGCCACACUGACCUCAGAUGGGGAGAAGCCAGACAAGGACGUGGAAAGCUGCAGUGAGGAUGACAACCAGGACCCCCAGCCUCCAAAAAUUCUGACUGAUGAGAUGCUGCUCCAAGCCUGCGAGGGUCGAACAGCGCACAAGGCUGCCCGUCACGGAAUUACGAUGAAGGCUAAGCUUGCUCGUUUGGAGGCCCAGGAACAGGCCUUCCUGGCUCGGCUCAAAGGCCAGGACCCUGGAACCCCUCAACUGAAGACUGAGAGCAAAGCCCUCAAAAUAAAGAAAAAGAAACAGAAAGAGGAAGAAGGGGCUACAGCAACUGAAAGGAAAGCAGACAAGGAGUAUCCAGAAUACACUGACCAGAGCAUCAGGAAAAGCAAGAAGAAAAGACAACUUCAAGAUAAGAAAGCGGGGACACCUGUAGAGGAGGAAGAGGUCGCAGAAACAAAAGGGCUUGGGGAACUAAAGAGCAGAGAACAAACUGACUCAUCCCCCAGGAAAAGGAAGAAAAAGAAGAGGCAGCGCCAUGAAGAGGAGACGCGGGGGGUCUUAGGUAAGGGAGGAGGCAAGGAGGAUGGAGGUGGCAUCAGAACAGGGAAGGUAGAGAGCCGAACACACACUGACUCACGUAGCAGAAGCAAGAGGCAGCCGUGCGAGGAGGAGGGAGACCUGGACACAGAGGAUGAGGGAGUCGGGGAAGCUGCUGCGGAUGGUGGGACCAGGGAAGCAGAGAGCAGAGCGUGCGGCGGUAA